Fonsecaea multimorphosa CBS 102226 is the source of this 1509-nucleotide messenger RNA. RefSeq lists its product as uncharacterized. Lineage: Eukaryota; Fungi; Ascomycota; Eurotiomycetes; Chaetothyriales; Herpotrichiellaceae. The transcript has 3 exons. The record is from RefSeq and is a predicted model, not a curated record. Bases 1 to 1509 code for a protein of 502 amino acids.
AUGUUCCGCGUCGAAAGCCCUACUUCAUUCGCCCAGGGCGUCAACCGAGACCGCCGACGCAAAAGGCUCAGUCCAUGGUGCAACUCAGGUCCUCGCGGGUCAUCCUCGCAGCAUGCACAACGUGAAGAGUCUGGGAAAUGUUGCGAAAAGGACGAUCCGCUGCCCUCAAGACUGCUUGAUCCAGGUGAUUCCGACAACCUGUACAAUUGCGGCUGGAAGCUGACGCGGGUAGAUGUUGUGAUUUUCUCUGGCUGGUAUAUAUUUCCCACGCGCCAGUUGGCAGAAUGCUGGGACAACCAUGCCUCUACGCUGGCAUUCAGCAAUAUGACUUGUCCUCAGAAACAUCAAAUCACGACAGGAUUGAUCGACACCAAUUUCCUGUCUUCCAUGGUGUCAGAAGCAGGGCAAGACUCUCCCAUCGUGCUAGCCUGCCGAGCCAUUGGACAUGCUUUCCUCACCAGCAAAGUGGACACGCCUGAAACGCGAUCCAAGCGAGCGGCAACAUACGGGCAAGCCUUGGAAGCAACAAAUAUGGCUCUCGAGGAUCCAAUCAUGCAGACGCAAGACGAAACUCUUGCGUCUGUCUGGCUGUUAAGUCUUUAUGAGCUCAUUGUCUCACCAGGUAAGGGGCAUCAACCCCUCGACUUUUCACCAAAUACGUAUGGAAUCGGUUCUUGGAUAGUUCAUACUCAAGGCCUGGUGAGUUUGCUGCGGCUGCGUGGCACUUUGCAUUUCUGCAGGCCGCUUGCGCGGGACUUGUUCUGGCUGAUCUACAGUUCAGUGCUCGUCAGAUGCUUCAUCACAAACAUGGCAAGCCCCUCAGAAUCUUCGAGCUGGUUUCGGGAAUUGGAAAAGGACCUGACUGAAGACGAACUGCCAACUCAUCAACUCUGCGUGUAUGGCCAUCAUGCGUCCACUUUCUGUGCGACUAUCCGACAAGUCAUUGACAAAUGGACCACCGGUUCGGCCAGGGCAGCAGCAGAAAUAUUCGCCGAAGUGGAGGGCUUUGAGAGGAGAAUGCAGCAGUUGUGGCACGUCACUUCCGGCAACCCCAGCGUUGAGACUGUUGAGAUUUCUGACUCGAACAUUCGGCUCCUCUGCUGCCGCACAUAUCUCCACGCCUUUCGACUGAAGCUCCAAUUGACUCUGUUAGAGCUUUUGGGCAAAAUGAGAACAGAGAGAUGCGAUGUGAGAGCAGGCACACUGCAGCAUGAAUUUCAGCUUAGAGUCGAGACUGUGCAAAGUGUGGCCGAUGAAAUCCUUGCGUGUGUUCCGCUGCUGCUGUCAACGAAUACCGCCUCAGGAGGCUCCCCAAAACUAACACCAAGAGUUUGGAGGGACGGAGUCCGCUUACUCUGGCCGUUGCGGCUUGUGGCACUUUGGAGCGCGACCAGAGAUGACCAGAAGAGGGCUGCGAAGAUCAUACUUCAACAAAUAAGGGACGAGGUGGGAAUCUACCCAGCUGGAGCGUUUCCCCCGUCUUUCUUAGCGGACAUGGCUACAAAAUGA